AUGGGUUCAGGACCCGUCUCCAUCGAAUACCUCUCCUCGGGGGCCAACCGACAGACCGCUGUUGCGGACUGGAGUCAAUGUGGGAUUUUGGCUUUUGGUGCCGAUAUUAACAUUGCGUUAUGGCGACCUUUGUCGGAAUCUCCCAAGGGAGUCACAAAGCUACUCAAUGGGCAUAAGAGCACUGUCAAGGCCUUAACGUUUCUCCCCGAAGGAGACCAGGACGAAAACUCAUUUCUCGUUUCUGGCUCAGACGACAAGACCGUGAUCAUCUGGAAGGCACCUCGCAACAGUGAUGAAUUCAAGCCCAUCCACACCUCAACGGAGCACACUGCUGCUAUCAACUGUAUAGCUGCCUUGAGGAUCAAGGGAGCACAGAAAUGGGUUAUCGCAACCGGAAGCGCAGACGCCUCCAUAAAGAUAUGGAACUUCGAGAAUGAUCAGCUGACUCUACUCCAAAGCGUCAAGACGACACCCAAAUACUUCCCCAUGUGCCUAUCACUCAGCUACGCUGGAGAUGAAGACGAUGUUUUGGUGCUAGCAUCCGCUGGCACAAGAGAUAUAGUGCAGAUUUUCACAGCUGAGACUAAGUCAGAAAAUGCUCAGUUCAAUGUGCAAGCCACUUUGACAGGGCAUGAGGGUUGGAUACGGAGCUUGAGCUUCGCCAAAGAGACAUGUGCCCCAGACAGUGAUCUGUUACUCGCUUCAGCGAGCCAGGAUAAAUACGUCCGUAUCUGGAGAUUCCAUCAGGGGAGAGAGCUGCCCGCUGCUGCUGCCAGUGGUUCAGACCCUUCCAGCGACGCAUACCUUCCCGGAAAGUCACCCUCCAACAAAGCACAUCGUCUGAAGUCCGCCGGUAAGGACUUCUCUGUUACUUUCGAAGCACUUCUUUUGGGCCACGAGGACUGGAUAUACAGUGCACGCUGGCAACGGCAGGACGACGACAAGCUACAGUUGCUCUCGACAUCAGCCGAUAACUCGCUCGCCAUCUGGGAAGCUGACUCUAGCUCUGGAAUCUGGGUCAGCAUGGCGAGACUUGGUGAGAUUAGCAGGGAGAAAGGUGCAACAACAGCAACUGGAAGCACUGGCGGGUUUUGGACUGGCUUGUGGUCUCCUGAUGGUAAAUCAGUAGCCUGCCUCGGCCGUACUGGCAGCUGGAGACGAUGGGAAUAUGUCCCUGAGGAAGACUUUUGGAAGCCAUUUGUUGCUAUCUCGGGGCAUACCAGAGCUGUUACAGGUAUAACGUGGGCCAAGAAUGGUGAGUAUCUCUUGUCAACAAGCUCUGACCAAACCACACGACUGCAUACACGCUGGGACAGACCAGGAAAUGAGACAUGGCAUGAAAUGUCCCGGCCUCAGAUUCACGGCUAUGAUCUCAACUGUAUUGACUCUGUGGGAGCUUCUCAGUUCGUCUCAGGGGCCGAUGAGAAGCUCAUGCGUGUCUUUAGCGAACCCAAAGCUGUUGCCUCGAUGCUCAACCGUCUUGCAGGCAUCGGCGGUGGUAUGGACGUUCAGAACAUGCCCGAUGCCGCCAACAUGCCCGUCCUGGGACUAUCUAACAAGGCAAUUGAUGCCGUGGAAGACGACCAAGAAAUUCAACCCAUUGAUGACCGGGAUCGUGAGGCCAUGGAUCCAGCCUCGAUAGUCAAAAAGUCGCAUUUGGAGAUCGAUCACCCUCCUUUCGAGGAGACACUCUCAAGACAUACCUUGUGGCCGGAAACCGAGAAGCUGUAUGGACAUGGUUACGAGAUUUCUUGUCUCGCAGCUAGCCACGAUGGUACUCUCGUCGCCAGUGCAUGCAAAGCCAGCUCGACUAACCACGCCGUAAUUCGUUUAUUCGAAACAAACCGUUGGACGGAGCUUAGGCCGCCUCUGACGGCACACUCUCUGACAGCCACCCGCCUUCGAUUUUCUUCUGACGACCAGUUCCUCCUGAGUGUAGGGCGCGAUCGCCAAUGGGCUGUCUUUGAGCGCGCGCCUGAGGAUGAGGCUGCGUACAAGCUCCUGCAGAUCAACCCCAAGGGUCACACACGUAUGGUACUUGACGCAGCGUGGGCGCCUGCGUCGUCUACGGCGCCAGUAUUCGCAACUGCUGGCCGUGACAAGCAAGUUCGCAUCUGGGCCGCCAAGCCUAACGAAGAUGGAAAGAUUCAGUUCUCUCAGACAGCCUCCAUCCCGACUGCAUCCCCUGUAACAUCUGUCGAUUUUGUCCCUCAGGUUAUUGAUGGUAGAUUUGUCUUGGCAGUUGGCACAGAACUUGGCCGACUCAGCCUUUGCUUGAUCAAGGAGGAUGGUACUGAUGUUACUGAGAAGCCCGCAUAUGAGGAUUACUGUUUACCCAAGGCUGUUCACCAGCUUGCAUGGCGUCCUGUCGUACGAGAGGGGGCCGAGAGGCCAUUUGAGUUGGCAGUUGCAGGAGAGGAUAGUUCACUUAGAGUGUAUGCCUUCAGCCAGGCGUAUCUUCAGGUGACCCCAGACCAAUAG
This is a messenger RNA of Fusarium musae, 2481 nucleotides long. RefSeq lists its product as uncharacterized. The record is from RefSeq and is a predicted model, not a curated record. Gene Ontology annotation, molecular function: protein binding. Gene Ontology annotation, biological process: tRNA wobble uridine modification. Lineage: Eukaryota; Fungi; Ascomycota; Sordariomycetes; Hypocreales; Nectriaceae. Gene Ontology annotation, cellular component: elongator holoenzyme complex. The transcript is spliced from 3 exons. Bases 1 to 2481 code for a protein of 826 amino acids.